AUGUCGACUGGACGGCAGUUGGAUUGUGUCACCAGCUGUAAUCCUUAUGUUUCAUCUUAUGUCUGGUACAAAAAUGGACAACAAGUGAAUGGAGCCAGCUCUUCUUCUUAUGACGCUCAAUAUGACACUGAAAACAGCUACUCAUGUGCUUUAAAAGGAUUUGAGGAUUUUCACUCUCCAUUAGUUUGUGCCAAAAAACAGUGGUGCAACAGAGUGAAUUACAGUAACAGAAGAAUCUGUGCAUUCAAAGGAUCAUCAGUGGACAUUUCUUGUACUUACAACAAUUUUGAACGUCAAAUCCAAUCAACAUCCUGGUUCCAUUCUGGUCGUGGAUCUGAGGACCUCAGAAAAGACUCCCAGUAUGCAGGUCGUGUUCAGGUAAUUGAAAGAGAGAGAGGACGCUCCACUCUGAGCAUCAGAGACCUGACAGAGAGUGAUUCAGCCGAGUAUCACUUCAAAUUCAAAACACAAAGAUUUGAAUGGAAGAGUAGUUUACCUGGAACAACUCUGACUGUCACAGCUCUGCAGGUGAAGGUGAGCAGAAUAAUAUCAGUCCAUGAGUCUCAGACUGAGGCAGAGCUGAAGUGUGAAAGCAGCUGCAGUCCAGCUGGUCGUCUUUCUUUCAUCUGGUUCAAAAACAAGCAGUUUAUGGUUGAACGAAGUUCUUAUCAAGAUCUGUUCAAUCCUGGAGACAUCAUCUCCUGUGCUUUCAAAGGACAUGAAGAUUAUCGCUCAGAUCCUGUGUACAUUCCAGAGGUUCCCACUGUGUCAGUGAGUCCUUCUGCUGAGAUAGUGGAGGGAAGUUCAGUGACUCUGACUUGUAGCAGUGAUGGUAACCCAGCAGCUAAAUAUACCUGGUACAAGGAACAACAACCGAUCAGCCAAAAAAAGCAGAUCAUCUUCAGGUCCAUCUGGUUCUCUGAUUCUGGAACGUAUUACUGUACUGCUGAGCAUGAGGUGGGCCGAAUGUCAUCUGAAGUCAUCUUUAUCAGAGUGAAAUAUGCUCCAAAGCUUCCCUCUAUGUCAGUGAGUCCCUCUGCUGAGAUAAUGGAGGGUAAUUCAGUCACUCCAUCUGGUGAGAUUGGUGACGACAGUCCAGUGACUCUGACCCGUAGCACAGUCAGUUUUUCUCCUGACAUUGGGAACAAUCAAGACCAUUAA
Messenger RNA from Maylandia zebra (zebra mbuna), 1161 nucleotides. NCBI's taxonomy places the organism in Eukaryota, Metazoa, Chordata, Actinopteri, Cichliformes, Cichlidae. The record is from RefSeq and is a predicted model, not a curated record.